GUAAUAAAAUGACAGAUGUCAAUUUAAUAUUUUUAUUUUAAUAAUUUUAAAAACUUUCUCCUUAAAUAAUUCAAACAAUGAAGAAAAAUCUUCUUUAAUAAAUAAUGUCUAGUAGUGACUCGGAUUUGUAUCGUUACACAGCCUCCAAUGAGAGAGUUGAUGAAUUAAUACGAAAAAAUCGCCAGAUUAGGCUUAAAAGUAAGUUGGACAACGAGCGGAAAAGGGAGAGAUACUUUAAGGAAUAUUAUGAGUUAGAAAAAGGUGUUGAGGAGUCAAUUUUUAAUUAUCCGGGGUUGUACUUUCUGGAGUUUAAUCACAAAAAAAUCAAAUUUCGAUUUACCCCAUCGCAAGUCGUCGAAAACAUCGGAAAAAACGACAAAUUUUAUUGCUCGUUGUGGUAUAAAUACAACAAGUGGUCGAUUAAACGUAACUCAUUUCCGAGUGAUUGUAAAGCAACAAUUUCAAAUCUAUUUGUCGCAAUAAACGAUUCGAAAGUGUUAAACAUCAUUAAUUCGAUUUAUGAGGUAUUGUUGAAGUGGAGCAAUGAUUAUAAACGAUUGUUGCAAGAACGAUUUGAGAGGUAUUUAGACGGGGAUGAGGAUAUCGUAUUAGACUCAAUGGAGGAAGAAUUAUUUUUGGAUAAAAAGGAAAUUGAGGAGAUUCAUCGAAAAAGAAAUGUCAUUUUGGAACGAAUGAAAACUCUAAGAAAUUAA
Molecule: messenger RNA, 713 nt
Organism: Onthophagus taurus
Lineage: Eukaryota; Metazoa; Arthropoda; Insecta; Coleoptera; Scarabaeidae
Gene: SmD3
Product: Small ribonucleoprotein particle protein SmD3
Biological process (GO): spliceosomal snRNP assembly; RNA processing
Cellular component (GO): spliceosomal complex
Molecular function (GO): RNA binding
Source: RefSeq, a predicted model, not a curated record